Ictidomys tridecemlineatus (thirteen-lined ground squirrel) is the source of this 1436-nucleotide messenger RNA. RefSeq names its product cystatin-9. The record is from RefSeq and is a predicted model, not a curated record. Gene Ontology annotation, biological process: antimicrobial humoral response. Lineage: Eukaryota; Metazoa; Chordata; Mammalia; Rodentia; Sciuridae. Gene Ontology annotation, molecular function: cysteine-type endopeptidase inhibitor activity.
AUGCCAUGUCCAUCUGGGAGGAGGGCUCUGCCCUGGACCAUGAAGCUAUUUUUAUUUGGAUUGCUGCUCCUGGUGACCCCUCUCUCAAGGGCCAUAAUAGAGUACACAAGGAACACAGAUAAUAACUUUCCUGCCACAGUGGAGUUUGCUGUGCACUCAUUCAACCAGGAAAGCAAGGAUGAGUAUGCCUAUAGGCUGGUGCGUGUACUUAAAUCUUGGAAAAAUAAGCCGAACUACAAGAUUGUCAUGGCGUUUUCCAUGAAACUGAAGUUGCGCCGUACGAAGUGUGGAAAACUAGAAGAUGACAUUGAAAACUGCCCCUUUCAAGACAGUUUGAAACUGAACAAUACCUUUGUCUGCUUCUUCACCAUCAGCACCAAGCCUUGGAAAACAGAGUUCGUCCUCCUGAACCAGACCUGCUCCGAGGAGCUGCCCUAAUUGAAACCCACCUAGAGGCUUGAUCAGGGGCUGCUCUACCUUCCAAGGAUCUCAGUGUUUCCUCCACGUGGCUCUUCAGGUGCUGGGAAACUCAAUGCUCAUGUGCUCUUCAUAUUUUCCAAGUUAUGGGGGGUUAUAUUCAGCCAUUCAAAAGUUCUUCAUUGUCCAUUUUUAUCACAAAGAAUAUUAAAAUUAGCAUUUUAGAAGCUCUCCGACUGUACUUGUCUGUGGAAAUCUUAGGGAUGUUGGUGGAACUGGCUUCAUCGGGGCAGCUUUGUCAACGCUCUGGGGAGGCACCUCCUGACACCUUGGGCCCCUAAGCUGGUCCCACAUGAUACAACUAAGGUGUACCUAAAGAAGCUGCUAUAUCAGGGCUCAUGCAUGAAGAAGCAAAGAGUCAGAGGCAAAAUAACUGUGACCCUCCCAGGGCAUCGGGUAUGCAUAUCGACUUCUUAUUUCCUACGUACAUUCUGGAGAACACAAUAGACCGAACUCUGUGAGAUGUCUUCUGUGUCUGGGGUUGCCAGAAAAGGAUUCAUGUGUUUUAUCCAAAAUCCCAGGAUUGAAUCAUUGCAUGGUUAGAGGCUACUACAGCAUGUAGAUUUGGGUUAUGAAUGCUUCUGUGUACUAUCAAAUGAUCCUUUGGUCUCACUCAGUUUUUGAAAAAAAAAUUAAUGACAACAGCCUCAAUGUAGGUUUUGCCUAUUGUUAGAUUUAAGCAAAAAGUAUCGAUCUGUGAGUUUAAAAGUGUAACUAUAAACAAGGCCAGAUGCACAAAUCCAACAAGAAGUUUUAACUUACAACAUCAGUAAAAUUUGUUAUAGUGUGAACUAGAAGAUCUCUAGAAUGGUGUCAGGUUAUAGGUUUAGCAUGACAUGUACAAUAUCAAGUUGUACUUCCUGCAGAAGUUGUCCUUUGUGUAAUCCUGAUUGUGGUGUUCUCCUGCCAUAUGCAGGAAGAAGGGACAGGGAAAAGAGGGGAAGGGGCAGAGGUUUCAU